Quercus lobata is the source of this 1234-nucleotide messenger RNA. RefSeq names its product cold regulated protein 27 (gene COR27). The transcript has 5 exons. Lineage: Eukaryota; Viridiplantae; Streptophyta; Magnoliopsida; Fagales; Fagaceae. Bases 102 to 818 code for a protein of 238 amino acids. The record is from RefSeq and is a predicted model, not a curated record. Gene Ontology annotation, biological process: response to cold; regulation of circadian rhythm.
UCCAAAUCUCUCUCACUUUCUCUCUCUCUCUCUCUCUCUCUCUCUCUCUCUCUUUGAAUUUUUUUUUUCUCUGAAAAUAUCUCAAAGGUUUUAUUGUAAUUAUGAAGGAUUUCAAAUCAAGAGCUUCUGGGUCAAGUCCACCACCUUCCUAUGCUUUAACAGCCGGGGCUUCAUCAAGCUUGGGUAAUCUUGUGACGGACAGGUCUUCAGACUGGACAGAUGAGAAGCACAGUUUGUAUCUCAAGUCUAUGGAAGCAUCAUUUGUAAACGAGUUAUAUGAUAAUAGGCAAAAGCAUUUGAACACUCGUAACCCUUCUGGCCAGUUUAAGGUUCUCCGAGGUGGGUGUUGGCAAAAGGUUAAUUUUAAAAGAGCUGAUUUUCAGCUGAAGAAAGCAGCAGAUGGGUCACGUAGUCUUUUGGCAAAUCCUUGGAUUCAGCAUUUUAGAUCAUCAUGUGCAACCCAAGUUGUAGCAUCUGCAGAUGUCCAAAAAAAUGGUGCAUCCACUAGUCAAGCUUUAGGAUUAGCUGGGAAUAACUCCUACUCCUCCUGUGGAAGAGCUACUUGUAAUUCAAACCAGAUUCAUGCGUAUCAAUUCCAUUCGUGCCAUCAAGAUUUGGUUGACGACAACACAGAGGUAUCAGAUCAGAAUUUUGUUGAUGAUGAAGUUGUUGAAGAAGAAAAGGAAAGCUCUAAGCACAAUGCAAAAAGGAUAAAAUCUAGUACAGCUAGUACUUCUAGCCAUGAUCAGGUUGUUCCUCAUAAUAAGUCUCCUGCAACAGAAGAUGUUGCUGAGAAUUGCAUUUCUGGGGCUAGAUAAUGGACUUGACCAGUGACUGGCAGACACAACAUUAUUGACUCGAGUGAUUAGCACCUAACCAGGGAGAUGGUAUCUUGUGAGCCCGUCCUAGGAGCGCACCUCUCUCAAGCAUGUGGGUCCCAUAGGCGUGGGGCCCACAUGCCUGUGAGAGGUGCAGUCCAUAGGACAGACGCAUAAGAUAAUUUUUCCUAACAAGGAGGUUGUUAACCAAAUUAUGCUUGUGAACAAUGGUGACUGAUUGUAACUAAAGUUUCAAAUGCUAUGUAUGUGUGUGAGAGAGCUAGGAAGAAGAAAGGUUUUGGGGAUUUCAGGAAUUAAUUUUUUCUAUUGGUUAUGUCUAGAAAAGCUGUGUUAUUAGUGUUACACUGUAACUGUGGCCUACUAUUUUUGUGUAUAUAAUUAUAUUUCCAUGCUAA